AGGGCUUGAAGAAUUACCACGACCAUCGGUCCCCGGUCACCGGUAACCAACACAUGACAACCCCAGUAACGGGCAGAGGGGGUGUGUCCAAGAGUUCCUCGGGGAACACGUGGUGCGUGGCGAACGGCGAUAUGGGAAAGGAAAAGCUGCAGGCGGCUCUAGACUUCGCGUGCGGGGAGGGAGGGGCCGACUGCCGUUCGAUCCAGCCUGGUGCCUCGUGUUACGAUCCCAACACGCUUAGCGCUCACGCCUCCUUCGCCUUCAACAGUUACUACCAGAAGAACGCCCGUGCGGGUGGCUCUUGUUACUUCGGUGGCGCCGCGUACGUUGUCACGCAACCCCCAAGGUUUGGGAAGUGCGAGUUGCCCACUGGCUCUGGAUUCUAAAGAGAAAGAAGGGAUGAUUCAUGGGUUGAUUAAGAUGAGAGAGAGAGAGAGAGAGAGAGAGACAGAGACAAUAGUAGUUGAUGGGAAUUAUAGCUUAUUUAUUAUUGUAGUUGUUUUAUUCAGGGUUUUAAAUUUUUUGGGGAGGUAUCUUUGUGUGUAUUUAUUAUUGUAGUAGUUGGUGUCAUUAAGACGAUUAACUUGACUUGUUCAUCUGUAAUUAAAUGGUCUACUUUCCCCAUAUUCAUUACUCUCAUUUUCACGUGCAUUCUCUCUU
Messenger RNA from Corylus avellana, 660 nucleotides. The record is from RefSeq and is a predicted model, not a curated record. Lineage: Eukaryota; Viridiplantae; Streptophyta; Magnoliopsida; Fagales; Betulaceae.